CCAUAACAGUAACCUCAUUAGCGAUUUACCAAAAGAAAGUAAAAAUACGUCACACCAGUUAAACUAAGAAAAAAUCAGCCAGAAAUUUCAGAACUAUCUGAUCGGUGCCCAUCCCUCGGUGGACUUCGACGAUGAUCAAAGCUGAGCUGUAGUUGGUCUAUCCGAGUUCCAAAACCUAAGGGUCCUAGGAGUUUCCGGCAUUGGCGCAAUAUCCCGAGCAGAAAGUAGGAUGACCUCGCCGGACAUUGCGGACAUGUUGGAGAAAUCGAAGGAGCUCGAUCGUCUGAGGAAGGAACAAGAGGAAGUACUCCUCGAGAUCAACAAGCUGCACAAGAAGCUUCAAUCUGCCCCUGAGGUGGUAGAAAAACCUGGCGACAAUUCACUAUCGAAACUCAAAAUGUUAUACACACAGGCCAAAGAGCUUUCUGAGAGUGAAGUCAGUAUCUCUACUAAUUUGUUAGCUCAACUGGACGCAUUAAUCCCAUCAGGGCCUCCAGGGCAACAGCGGAGAAGAAUAGAAAGUAAUGAGCAAAAAAAGAAAAGAAUUAAGGCUGAUUCAGAAGUCACGAGGCUUUCUCCCAAUAUGAGAAAUCAGCUGGAGUUCUUUUCUAGCCUGAAGGGUGAACAAGUGGCAGCUAGGGUCAUUCAAGAGGACCCAGAUAAAGAUGAGUGGUUCAUUGUCAAAGUUACCAAUUUUGAAAAAGAUACUAAAAUGUUUGAAGUUCUGGAUGAAGAACCUGCUGAUGAUGAGGAAGGUGGUGGUCAGAGGAAUGCUGUUCCACUAAAGUACAAACUUCCAUGGUCACAUAUUAUACCUUUCCCGAAAAGGAAUGAGCCAUCUAGUACUCCAGAUUUUCCUCCAGGCAGGCAAGUUUUGGCGGUUUACCCAGGAACCACUGCCCUCUACAAAGCAACAGUGCUCCAAUCUCGUAAGAAGAAGACUGAUGAUUACGUUUUAGAAUUUGACGAUGAUGAGGAGGAAGACGGAUCUCUACCUUCACGAUCAGUACCCUUCCACAGGGUAGUUGCCCUUCCAGAUGGACAUCGCCAGUAACUUAACUAGACAUUAUAUUUGCAUGUUCCCUUGCAAUUCCAAAAUAUAAGUUACUGGAAGAAAAGUCUACUAGAAGACCAUGCUUCUUGUGCGUGUGUAUUUAUUUAGUUCAUCCCUCAGAAUAACACAAUUACAGAUUGAUCCCUGCUGUAUCGAAUAAUGGUAUCAAUUGUGGCC
Cuscuta epithymum is the source of this 1231-nucleotide messenger RNA. The record is from the annotation of a GenBank genome assembly. NCBI's taxonomy places the organism in Eukaryota, Viridiplantae, Streptophyta, Magnoliopsida, Solanales, Convolvulaceae.